Aspergillus niger is the source of this 843-nucleotide messenger RNA. RefSeq lists its product as uncharacterized. NCBI's taxonomy places the organism in Eukaryota, Fungi, Ascomycota, Eurotiomycetes, Eurotiales, Aspergillaceae. The coding region runs from base 1 to 843 and encodes 280 amino acids. The record is from RefSeq and is a predicted model, not a curated record. The transcript has 5 exons.
AUGGGCCCAUCCAGACGGGCCACUGUGGUCCCAAACGCCUUUGCCGGUGGCUAUAGCCAGACAGUCAGAAACCGGCUUGACAAGGUUGUUUUCCCGGAUAGAAUCAAAUGCGGAACAUGCAAGAAGUUUCGGUACAUCGGCACUUUCUCUAACAGACAACUGGACAUUCUACGCCAUGCGGUAGUGGCUGAGGGAGCUUCGGCUGCUACCAGCGGACGUGCUAGAUGCAGACAGUGCACCGGUCCAGGAAAUACUGAAUUGAAAUGCACACAGUGUGACCGCGUCAAAUCGAUCGAAGAGUUCGCGAAGAACCAGCGGCACGAGCGUGAUACUGCGUUUAGUUGCGACGUACUGACAAGCUCGAAGAGUCAGGCAGGUAGUAGCUCUUUGGCUACUUCGUUGAAGCGUCUCCAACUGAGCGGUGCUCAUGAGGGAUCUGUUUGCAGUGACGAUCUGGAUGACGAUGACGAUUUGUCCAUUGGUGGUGGUGUCUUUUUGGAGCCUAGACACACCGACGAGAAUAGCAGCACCAAUAACAAGGGCAAGGAGAAGGUCUUCACCGGCUACGAUCCUCAGGGAAACCCGCAUGUACUCACCCACCGCGCAGAGGUUACGCAGUCCUACCAGAGCGAAUGGUCUGUCUGGGGAGUUAAGAACAAAGCCCUUCGAAGUGAAGCCGGUCCCGCCAGAUCAACGCCGAAGAGGGAAAGAAACUUCGCCAAAGUCCCGAGCGCGCGCUAUGAAAAGCACGAACUGCCGAGCAUGGCCAUUCCUGAUUCCAGCGGCGCGAACAUCCCUUCUGACGAUGAGGACGAAGUGAACGAUUUGGACGUCUUUCUGUGA